Molecule: messenger RNA, 930 nt
Organism: Cryptotermes secundus
Lineage: Eukaryota; Metazoa; Arthropoda; Insecta; Blattodea; Kalotermitidae
Product: odorant receptor Or2-like
Exons: 7
Coding region: 90-725 (211 amino acids)
Biological process (GO): detection of chemical stimulus involved in sensory perception of smell; sensory perception of smell
Cellular component (GO): plasma membrane
Molecular function (GO): olfactory receptor activity; odorant binding
Source: RefSeq, a predicted model, not a curated record
AGAGAAAAUUAUUCAGUGUACUGAAAUAUUCUCUGAGAACAAUCAGAGAGCGAGCAGAAUAUUUACUGGCAUCAGAGAAGCUUCAUAAGAUGGAGAGUUUCAGUGCAAGCGAGGCUUUAGAAUGUGAGAAUUCAAGAAGAGAACAGCCUGGGUUUUCAACAGCAAACUUUAGAGAAAGUGUAACAACUUGCAAGGGUCAAAACGAAAAUAUAAAAGAAGCUCACUACUUGCAAGAGGAUCUGGAUUCAAAGUCAGACAAAUGCUUACUGGAAUGCAUUCAUCAUCACCAAUAUAUUUUAGAACUGGUGGAAAAUAUGGAGAACCUGCUGAAUCCUGUACUGUUUUUCCAGUUCUUUGGCAGUACAUGCACAAUAUGCCUCAUCCUCUUCUACUUGGCUCUGAAUCUGGAUAGUGAUGGAGUUAUGGACCAGCUAAGUUUCUGCGGGCUCUUGGCUGUUGCUCUAUCACAACUUUUGCUUUUUUGCUGGUAUGGAAAUGAUCUCACCUAUGAGAGUGACAGCCUGACAAAGGCUAUAUAUGACACCCCCUGGAUUGAUGCCUCGAUGUAUUUCAGAAAGAAUAUGAGGAUCAUGAUAUCACGUUCCAUGAAGCCAUCAUAUCUCACAGGUGGCAAGCUGUAUAUUAUGUCACUGGAGACAUAUAGGGCGAUAAUUGGAGCAUCAUUUUCAUAUUUCACAGUACUGCGUAAUAUAAACAAUGCAUAAACGCAGAAAACAACGUACCUCCAGUGUGUUACACGAUCUUCGUAUCAACUUUACUAGCAACACUACCCAAUGAGCAUUGCAUUUAAAGUUGAUAUUCACUAUGUAGACAUUUAAUACAAAAUGGGGCUGUUGCUUAGGAAUCUAUAAGUUAGGAAACUUAUGUUGACAGAGCUUUCAAUUGUAAGUUGUGAACAAAAAUUGCAAG